Abrus precatorius (Indian licorice) is the source of this 1554-nucleotide messenger RNA. RefSeq names its product protein trichome birefringence-like 31. Gene Ontology annotation, cellular component: Golgi apparatus. The record is from RefSeq and is a predicted model, not a curated record. Gene Ontology annotation, molecular function: O-acetyltransferase activity. Bases 1 to 1257 code for a protein of 418 amino acids. The transcript has 5 exons. Lineage: Eukaryota; Viridiplantae; Streptophyta; Magnoliopsida; Fabales; Fabaceae.
AUGUCAAUGCAGGUUUUCAAGUCUUUGAUUGAUCGCAGGAUCCAAUCCCUCUUCCCAAUUGUGUUGUAUUCAAUUCUAAUCUUAGGAAGUGCAAGGUUAGUCCUAGACAGUUUGAAAAUCAACCAUAGCUGUGUUUCCAGGCUCUAUAGCAGGCCACAUGGUGGAAGGAAUGGAUUGCCUAUUGUAGUUUUGCCAAAGGAUCGAAUUGAGGAAGAUUGCAAUGUAUUUGAAGGGACAUGGUUGUGGGACAAUAUGUCAUAUCCCCUUUAUGAAGAAGAGAGUUGCCCUUACCUGGUAAAGCAAACCACUUGCAAGAAAAAUGGGAGACCUGAUUCUUUCUACAAGAAUUGGAGGUGGCAGCCUAAUGGAUGCAACCUUCCAAGCUUUGACGCUUUGAAGUUGUUGCACAUGUUGAGGGACAAGAGAAUGAUGUUUAUUGGAGACUCAUUACAAAGAGGUCAAUUUGAGUCUAUGGUCUGUUUGGUACAAUCCAUAAUUCCUGAAGGAAAGAAAUCCCUCCAUAGAAUUCCACCAAUGAAGAUCUUCAAACUUGAGGAAUUCAAUGCAUCGAUUGAGUACUAUUGGGCUCCAUUCAUUGUGGAAUCCAUUUCAGAUCAUGCCACAAACCAUACAGUACACAAACGAAUGGUGAGGCUAGACUCCAUUGCUAAUCAUGGCAAACAUUGGCAAGGAGUGGACAUUUUGGUGUUUGAGAGUUAUGUUUGGUGGAUGCACAAGCCUUUGAUCAAUGCUACAUAUGGAUCACCAGAUGAUGUCAAAGAAUAUAAUGUCACCACAGCAUACAAGUUGACUUUGGAAACAUGGGCAAAUUGGUUAGAAUCUAACAUCAAUCCACUGACACAAAAGGUUUUCUUCAUGAGUAUGUCUCCAACACAUUUGUGGAGCUGGGAAUGGAAGCCAGGAAGUAAUGAAAACUGCUUCAAGGAGUCAUACCCAAUCCAAGGUCCAUAUUGGGGCACUGGCUCAAAUCUUGAGAUCAUGAAGAUAAUACAUGAUGCACUACAAGUACUGAAAAUAGAUGUCACCCUCUUGAACAUUACCCAAUUAUCAGAGUACAGAAAAGAUGCUCACACGUCAGUUUAUGGGGAGAGAAAGGGCAAGCUCUUGACCAAAGAACAAAGAGCCAACCCAAAAGAUUUUGCUGAUUGCAUUCACUGGUGCUUACCUGGAGUCCCUGACGCAUGGAAUGAAAUCCUAUAUGCAUAUCUGUUGAAGAAUUAUGAAAACUUUUCUUGACAAAGAUACCAUUAGAGAAGGCACAAGCAUCUCUCAAAUGAGGGGCACACUCAAAAGUUUUCAUUAAUUCAUCAUUCUAUUUCUCAUUUACAAAGUUCAGCAAAAUUUGGAGCUCAAAUAGAAAUAGAUUAAUUAGCUGUUAAUAUGAAGUCGAUAUCUAUAUAUACCAAGGAAAACACUUUCUAUGUAUGCAAUUUGAGAAAUAAAAAUUAGAACAAAAAACAGCUUUGCAUAGAACCAAUGCAGCAUUGAAAAUUGUGACCACAAAUAAUUUAUUAUUUAUUAGCAUAUUCGUCA